AUGUCUGAAGGGGAAGCACCCGCAUCUACGAGCGGCGGAGGCGCUGGGGGCGGUGCAGCACUCGCAGCUGGAGACCCCAAUGGUGGUGGUGAGUCUCCUUACGGUGGCGUCGUUCCGGACAGCACCCAACCGGAUACUUCUCAAUCCGGUCCCUCUUCUGGUGACGCUGGAGCCAGUAACAACAGCAAUGACAACGGAUCGGCGGCAGUUGCGGCCGUGGCUGCAAACAACGAAAUCGGAGAAAUGGCCGCACCGUUGGGGGUCUCUGUAGGGAACCAUGGCCACGACCAAGGCCACGACCCAGCACUUGAUCGACCCCCCGAUCUGGCAUACAACCAGGGACGCUUUGGAGCGUCCUCACCAUUCCAACCGCGAACCCACGAAUACCGACCGACCGCCCAGCAGCGCACAAUUGAUCUAGACGAAUACUUUACUGGCCCACGGGAUAUUCAAAAACACUCGAAAUGGCCAAUGUUUCUUCAAAUGCACGGCAGCAUUCUACCAAAGAUGCUUCUGCCCAUUGUCGCUAUUGGCACUUGGGCGAUGUUUGUUACCUGUGUCUCAUACUUUACAAAAAAGAACCGUUCGUCUUUCUUCGCAUUGCCCGGCAUGGGCAUUAGCUCUAUCUUGCUGACGGUGACCGGCUUUGUCGUCGGCUUGGGCCUGAGCUUCCGAAGCUCGACGGCUUACGAGAGAUACGCCGAAGGUCGGCGGUACUGGGCGCAGCUGACGGUAGCGACACAAGCUCUCGGUCGUGUAUUCUGGGUCCAUGCCGUGGAACGAGAGGGUCAAAAAGAAAAGGAUAUGCUGACCAAACUUACGUCGUUGAAUCUUCUCGUGGCUUUCGCUGUUGCCCUGAAGCACAAACUAAGGCAUGAGCCAUACACGGGCUACGAGGACCUCGUGCAUCUCGUCGGCCACCUGGACACGUUUGCCUUCAAUGCCACGGCAAAAGAGCCGGAAAAGGUGCACGAGCCGAAGCCAAACAUUGUCAAACUCCUCGGCGGGUAUCUGGGCAUUUCUUUUGCUGCAAGCAAUCCACGCAAGACCAUUAAGCGCGCCAACUAUCCACUCGGAAACCUGCCCCUGGAGAUCUUGACCUACCUGGCAUGCAUCACGGAUGAGAUGAUCACCAAUACACAGUUGGUCAUCCCCAUGCAUCAGACCCUUGCGUACAACAACAUUGCCGUUCUCAACGAUGUCCUGAUGGGCACGGAGCGCGUGUUGACGACGCCGCUGCCGAUUGCCUACUCCAUUGCCAUCUCGCAAAUUACAUGGGUGUAUGUUUUCUUGCUGCCGUUCCAGUUGUACCCGACGCUGCAGUGGGUGACCAUCCCGGCGACCGUUGUGGCGUCGUAUAUUAUUUUGGGCAUUCUCUUUAUCGGCCGCGAGAUUGAAAACCCGUUCGGCCACGACGUCAACGACUUGCCGCUGGAGUCGUAUUGCGCCCAGAUCUCCAUGGACCUGGACAUUCUGGCCUCCAAAAAGAAGCACCACCACCGCGACUGGGUCGAAUCGCUCGACAACAAGGUGCUGUACCCGAUCAGCAUGAGCAGCUGGCAUGUGUGGAAAGCACGCGGCGAGCACAAGAUGCGGGAUGCACUGCGGGCACGGUCUGAGAUUGCGCUCGACACGCGCAAGGCCAUGAUGAGCCAGAAGAAGAACCGUAGCCCGGACGCCACGAAGAGCGACGACGACACCGAUCCGAAACACGAUCAACAUCCCAAUGACGGUGGGAUUGGGAGUGGCCCACUGGGCUUGGGGCUUGGUCGGCGCCACGGGCUUAGCCGCAAGAUGACGGCCACACACAGCGAGACCACAACGAGCGCAGCAGACGAGGAAGCCAAUAUCUGCUUUGGCUUCUUUGGCUUGGCCAGCUUUGGCAGCAGCGGCAGCAGCGGUAGCGACUUACCUGGCCGGAUGAACAGUAUCAGGACUUUCAACAAGGAAUAA
Sporothrix schenckii 1099-18 is the source of this 1953-nucleotide messenger RNA. RefSeq lists its product as uncharacterized. Gene Ontology annotation, molecular function: chloride channel activity. The record is from RefSeq and is a predicted model, not a curated record. The transcript is spliced from 5 exons. The coding region runs from base 1 to 1953 and encodes 650 amino acids. NCBI's taxonomy places the organism in Eukaryota, Fungi, Ascomycota, Sordariomycetes, Ophiostomatales, Ophiostomataceae.